UCUUUGCAGCGUCCCUGGCUCGGGGUGGAGAUCACGAUAUGGGUCUCUUGUAUCCGGCUGGUUUUGUGACCCUGGUGGUUCUGGUGAUAGGGUUGUACCUGCUGUUCCGUGGAGAUGGCGAGGUGUUCAAUGUCGGGUAUUUCCUGGAAGCGGUUUCUCCGUAUGCGUGGGCGAAUAUUGGUAUUGCGAUGUGUAUAGGCCUGUCGGUGGUUGGAGCAGCAUGGGGUAUCUUCUUGACGGGCUCAUCGAUCGUGGGUGGAGGUGUCCGGGCGCCGCGGAUCCGGACAAAGAACCUGAUUUCGAUUAUUUUCUGUGAAGUUGUGGCUAUCUACGGUGUGAUCAUGGCCAUUGUCUUUUCCUCGAAGCUCAACCUGGUCAGCGACGAGGAGCUCUUCUCCGGCAGCAGCUACUACACCGGCUACGCGCUCUUCUGGGGCGGCAUCACGGUCGGCAUGUGCAAUCUGAUUUGCGGUAUUUCCGUGGGAAUCAAUGGAAGUGGAGCAGCUCUAGCUGAUGCCGCCGACCCCAGCCUGUUCGUCAAAAUCCUGGUCAUCGAGAUUUUCAGUUCCGUUCUCGGUCUCUUCGGUCUGAUUGUCGGACUGUUGGUUUCCGGCAAGGCCAACGACUUUGGGGCUUGAUUAAAUUCACGGUGCUCCCAAAGGAGCGAAUACAAUGGAUAGAGAGGCUGGAAAAGUCACGCAUGGGGCGUGCACAACAGGUGGGCAAGACACGGCUGU
This is a messenger RNA of Penicilliopsis zonata CBS 506.65, 737 nucleotides long. RefSeq lists its product as hypothetical. Gene Ontology annotation, cellular component: proton-transporting V-type ATPase, V0 domain. The coding region runs from base 39 to 638 and encodes 199 amino acids. Gene Ontology annotation, biological process: proton transmembrane transport. NCBI's taxonomy places the organism in Eukaryota, Fungi, Ascomycota, Eurotiomycetes, Eurotiales, Aspergillaceae. Gene Ontology annotation, molecular function: proton-transporting ATPase activity, rotational mechanism. The record is from RefSeq and is a predicted model, not a curated record. The transcript is spliced from 5 exons.